GUCUAGAGCCUCAACAAUAAUAACUAACUACCAUACUACCAAUUUCCCAAUUCUCGCUGCACCGACGCUUGUCUCUCCUGUCUGCGUCUGCGCCUGUUCUCCCCAUAGACUGCAAAGUGUCCGUGACCGCAAGCCGUGGAGACUCCAGGGAUCCCUAUUCAGGACGUUCAUUGAACCCGGUGGAUGUUCGUGCCAGCUUGCUGCUCCUGAAGCUGGCGUAAGCGUUUCUUUCUGUCGCACCCUUCUUUCCCCCGGGAUGCUCCGACUCUACGCCUGAUUCUUUUUUUGUUCCAGAGCUCCGGAUCGUCCAGAGCAUGAGAGAUGUCAAGGUCAGCGACUCCCGCACUGCCUCUGCACAAUGCGCACAUCUCCAUCGACCGGCCAGCGGCAACCGCGUCGCCGUCCUCGCGACCUAAUGCUCCAUCGUCAUCUACGGCCGCAUAUUCCCUAUUAGAUCCUCAGCAGGUUGCGGAGCGACUCAACACCUCCCUGGUUCACGGCCUCACACCCGCAGAGGCUGAAAUACGACUCCUACGAGAUGGACCCAAUGAGUUGCCCCACGAAGAACCGGAGCCGCUAUGGCUGCGCUUCCUGAAGCAAUUCAAGGAGACCUUGAUCCUCCUCCUCCUGGCCUCCGCAGGUUUGUCCUUCUUCAUGGGCAACUACGAUGAUGCCGUCAGUAUCACUCUCGCCGUGACGAUCGUGGUGACGGUAGGAUUCGUGCAGGAAUACAGAUCGGAGCAAUCCCUUGAGGCCUUGAGUCGACUUGUCCCUCAUUAUGCCCACUUGAUUCGCAACGUGCCCACCGGAGGUACCCGUACUCCCCUGACCACGAGCGGCGGGAGUGAAUAUGAACUUCACGACCUACGGACCAACACCCCUAGCCCAGCGUCAGCCGCCGCGAAGGCAUCCACCACCGUUGCGGCAGCACAGUUGGUUCCAGGAGAUUUGGUCUUGUUUUCGACGGGAGAUCGCAUUCCUGCUGAUAUUCGUAUUACCGCUGCCACGGACCUGAGCAUUGACGAGUCGAAUCUGACCGGAGAGAAUGAACCGGUUGCCAAAUACGCCGAUGCGCUGGGGACUGCUGCCGCGGCUGCACCAGAGACACCAAAGAUUAUCACCCCCCCUCGUUCUCCGUUUUUCGACGCACCAGCUGCUGGCACAGUGGGGGCAGAUGUCCGCUUGAAUGAACAACAUAAUAUCGCUUUCAUGGGUACGCUAGUGAGAUCGGGUUACGGUCAGGGAAUUGUCAUCGCAACUGGACCCAACACUGAGUUCGGUAGCAUAUCAGCUUCGUUGCAGGAGAUUGAGAGCCCCAGAACGCCAUUGCAGCUAUCCAUGGACCGCUUAGGUCAGGAGCUGAGCUACAUGUCGUUUGGUGUCAUCGGCCUUAUCGUUCUAAUUGGCGUGUUGCAAGGAAGGAAGCUCCUCGAGAUGUUUACGAUAGGUGUCUCGCUGGCAGUGGCUGCGAUUCCGGAAGGUCUCCCUAUCAUUGUGACAGUCACCCUUGCCCUUGGCGUCCUCCGCAUGGCCAAGCGAGGAGCGAUCAUGCGAAGGCUUCCAAGUGUGGAGACCCUGGGAUCGGUCAAUGUCGUGUGUAGCGACAAGACGGGGACGUUGACAAUGAACCAUAUGACAGUCACCAAGAUGUGGCAUUUCGAUUGUCCUGAACCCUUCGAAGUCCACAAAGACAUUACGUCGUUGACCCCUGGACCUGCGGCGCGGACUGUACUCAGAGUGGGAAACAUUGCUAACAAUGCUCGACUGUCGCGCGUGCAUGCAAACUCGCCCGCAAGCGCUUCGUCGGCUGCAGUGCUGUCCUCGACUGCCGAUAGCUCGUCAGGCGCAGUGAAGAGCAGGUGGGUAGGCCAACCGACCGACGUUGCCAUUCUUGACCUGCUGGACGCCUUUGGAGAGGAUGAUGUGCGAGAACGGAUCAGUGCCCGUGUCUCGGAAACGCCUUUCAGCUCGGAGCGGAAAUGGAUGGGAGUGAUCAUUGGAAGUGGCAUGUCUGGGGACCCUUCGGGGGGAAACAGCGGCACCGAGGUCGCUUAUAUCAAGGGUGCUCUGGAGCAAGUGCUCGCCCGAUGUGAUACCUAUCUGAUGAAAGACGGCCGCGAGGUGAUCUUGGACGAACCAAGACGACAGGUUAUCAGACGUGCAGCAGAGCAGAUGGCGGCAGAAGGACUGAGGGUUCUCGCCUUUGCCAGCGGACCAGCGCCAAAGGGUAGACGAUUCGGCAGCCGAAGUGCAACCCCAAGCCCCAAACCGGGUCAGGUUCAGGAGGAUGAAAGGUACACCGGUCUGGUGUUUUCAGGACUCGUGGGCAUGAAUGAUCCGCCGCGAAAGGACGUGUACAAGUCGAUCCGGCGACUCAUGUCGGGAGGCGUCCGAGUUAUCAUGAUCACAGGUGAUGCGGAGACGACUGCGGUGGCCAUUGCGAAGAAGCUUGGAAUGCCAGUUAACGACGCUCCCGGAUCGAGAUCGGUCCUCAGGGGAGACGAAAUAGAUCGCAUGACCACAGAGGAGCUUUCACAGGCAAUGGCAACAGCCACAGUCUUCGCGCGUACGAGUCCUGACCAUAAGAUGAAGAUCAUUCGAGCUCUCCAGUCGCGCGGCGAUGUUGUUGCUAUGACUGGAGACGGCGUGAACGAUGCGCCUGCACUGAAGAAGGCAGACAUCGGUAUCGCGAUGGGCAAGUUGGGAACAGACGUUGCCAAGGAGGCGGCUGACAUGAUCCUGACCGACGAUGAUUUCUCGACUAUCUUGCGCGCGAUUGAGCAAGGAAAGGGCAUCUUCUACAACAUCCAGAACUUCAUCACCUUCCAGCUUAGCACAAGCGUUGCUGCGCUGACCCUUGUUCUUCUGAGCACGACCCUUGGCUUCAAGAACCCGCUGAAUGCGAUGCAAAUCUUGUGGAUCAAUAUUCUUAUGGACGGCCCACCAGCCCAGUCUUUGGGGGUUGAACCCGUCGACCCGGCGGUCAUGUCGCGUCCGCCCCGGCCGAAGCAUGCCCGAGUUCUCACAAAACCGCUCAUCCAGCGUGUGCUCAUGUCUGCCUUUAUGAUUAUGCUCGGUACGCUCGCCAUCUACGUCUACGAGAUGGGCGAUGCGGACGACGAGCUCAACCCGGGCAAGCGCUCUCGCGUUGUUACGGCCCACGAUACGACCAUGACCUUCACAUGUUUCGUGCUCUUCGACAUGUUCAACGCGCUCACUUGUCGAAGCGAAGGCAAGUCUGUCCUUCGCGGCGAACUGCCGCUCUUCGGCAAUAAAAUGUUCAACUACGCGGUGCUUGGCUCCCUAGCCGGCCAAGCGUGCGUCAUCUACCUGCCGUUCCUGCAGCGCAUCUUCCAGACGGAGCCUUUGAGUUUCGGCCAUCUAUUCAGGCUGUUGGUUGUCUCUAGUUCUGUAUUCUGGGUCGACGAGGGUAGAAAAUAUCUGAAUUCGCUGAAGCGACGAAAAGCCGUCGGUGCGGGAUAUAGCGUGAAUGUCUGAUUAUGAAUCCAUAGAGAGAUGUAUUUAGUUUUCCUUUUCUUUCCUUUCGUUUCCUUUCUGGGUUAACCUGGGGCCGAAGCUGCCGGGUAGGCUGGAAAAAAAGCCACGGACAUAAGGAUGAGCGGUAUUUUGCUCUUUCUUCCUUUUUUUUGGUUUAUCUGAAACUCGCUGCAAUGAAUAUAAAAUCUUUUUUUUUUUUUUGGUUGUUUUCGACAUCCCCUUCCAAUACCGUGUCCAUGUCAUAGCUACUAUACUAUACUAUACAUACUAUACG
This is a messenger RNA of Paecilomyces variotii, 3772 nucleotides long. Its product is annotated as putative calcium/mangenease P-type ATPase. Gene Ontology annotation, biological process: manganese ion transport; calcium ion transmembrane transport; intracellular calcium ion homeostasis. Gene Ontology annotation, cellular component: Golgi membrane; plasma membrane; endoplasmic reticulum. Gene Ontology annotation, molecular function: ATP hydrolysis activity; ATP binding; P-type calcium transporter activity. The coding region runs from base 322 to 3498 and encodes 1058 amino acids. The transcript has 3 exons. NCBI's taxonomy places the organism in Eukaryota, Fungi, Ascomycota, Eurotiomycetes, Eurotiales, Thermoascaceae. The record is from RefSeq and is a predicted model, not a curated record.